CUUAACUGUUAUCUACAGGGUGAGUGAGUGCUGUCUAAACAAGUUCGCGUGUAAAGUAUUAUAUAACAGUGAUAAACCCGCGACGGAUCAGUUUUGGCGGUGACUGUACGCAGCUAACUUGUUGUGCGUAAGUCCGUGAUGUUAUGUGGAUUUGCGAAUUAUUGUGAUUUUUAGGUCCCUAGUGUAGAUAACCACUAACCAAAUGAAGGAAAAAAACUUCAAAAUGGGUUACAUCACCAAAGGAAAUGACGAGCCAAUAACAACUGCUGUUAAAAUAAAGCUCGUGGUGUGUUUGGUGAUCGGAACAUUAUUCCUGUCUGCAGUCAUACUGAGCAUCAUUGUAGACCCCUUGCGAUUAUUAUUUAUUUAUUCGGCUCGCGUAGACUACGGUACAGCAGUCCACGAGGCCAUGAGUCAGGAGGUGGACAGCCUGCACCUGUCGGCCUACAUCUUCAACAUCACCAAUGCUGAGCAGUUCCUCAGCGGGGAGGAUGACAGGCUGAAGGUGGAGGAAAUUGGGCCUUUUACUUAUCAAGAGAAUCGUACGAAUGAAGACUUGGAGAUAGACCUGGAAGCUGGUGUGAUGAGGUACACUCCUCGUCAUAAGGUCACCUUCCUUCCCGAAGAGUCAGUCGGCAGACCUGAGGAUAUUAUGGUCACCGUGCCGAAUGUUGCUAUGCUGAGCAUGGGUUCCAUGGUGUCAACCUACGGUUACUUCGCACGCAUGGGGUUCAACAUGCUGACCUCCCAGCUGGACAGUAAGCCAACUAUCCAGAUAUCUGCCCAGGACUACCUGUGGGGGUAUGAAGAACCCCUCAUUAAUCUGGGUAACACUGUGCUGCCUGGGUGGAUUAACUUCGAUAAAAUGGGUGUUUUGGAUAGGCUGUACGAUGAAAGUAUACCAUUCCGUGUGGAAGUGAGUGCCACCGAUGAAGACAAGUUCAUGAUCAAGACUAUUGACGGCAUCGGUGGCCUGUCAGCUUGGGGAUAUCCCGAAACAAGCUCAAGUUGCAACAGCUUCAACGGCUCGUUCGAAGGCAUAGGCUACCCCCCCGACAUGUCCCCUCACCGGCCUCUCAAGAUCUACCGCAACGUCCUCUGUCGAUUCAUGGAGCUGGAGUACCAGGGCCAGAAGACCAUGGACUUCGGCAUUGAGGGCAUGACCUACAAGUUCUCUAACAGGAGUUUCAGUCAGAUUGAGGAGAAUGAGUGCCUUUGCAGUAAAGGAGUUUGUUUUGAAGGCGUCACUGACAUGUCUUCUUGUAUGUAUGGUUUACCGCUGGUCCUAUCAAACGCCCAUUUCCUGGAUGCAAGCCCUUCGUUAUAUGAUCGCAUCGAGGGUCUUACUCCCAAUGAAGAGGAUCACGGCAGUUCGUUAAUUGUUGAACCACUAUUUGGCAUGGUGAUGGCUACUAAGUUCUCAGUGCAAGUGAGCGUGAUGAUGCGCGACGUGGAGUUCAACUCCAAGCUGAGCAGCUUCUCAGACAUGCUCGUGCCCAUCAUCAAUGUUAAAAUUGUACAACCAAAAUUGCAAGACAAACAGAUCUCAACACUACGAAUGGUCCACAUCUAUAUUCCCUACGUCUUCCUAGGCUUUCAAAUUGUGCUAGUUAUAGCUGGUGUCCUCCUCGUCUCCUACUCCUCAAAACAGCUGUACUGGAACUGCGUACCUUCUAGAAGAAAAGGCAUAUCUUAUAGUGCAGACCCGAAAGAUGUAAAAGAAGUAUUCGUGGUAGAACCGCUGAUGAACAGAUAAUUGAAAACAACGCCAUCUAUUGGUGUAGUUUAAAAGUAAUUUUAAAACGAAAGUGAUUGGCGCGUUUAAACUGAAGAGUGAUUGGUGAAUUGACCAAAGAAUUGGUUUUUAUUGUAAUUUAGGCUAAUUUACUGUGGAAGUUACCUAUGUAGAUGUUAUUAUGCAUAAGACUGUACAUAAAUAAAUUUAAAUUAAUUUUAAGUAAUAAAAUAAAUAAUUUACACAAAA
This is a messenger RNA of Helicoverpa armigera (cotton bollworm), 1984 nucleotides long. Its product is annotated as scavenger receptor class B member 1. Gene Ontology annotation, molecular function: scavenger receptor activity. The record is from RefSeq and is a predicted model, not a curated record. Gene Ontology annotation, cellular component: cytoplasm; membrane. Bases 203 to 1756 code for a protein of 517 amino acids. The transcript has 11 exons. Lineage: Eukaryota; Metazoa; Arthropoda; Insecta; Lepidoptera; Noctuidae.